Homo sapiens (human) is the source of this 1791-nucleotide messenger RNA. It is a transcript of the gene OR14A2, whose product is annotated as olfactory receptor family 14 subfamily A member 2. Gene Ontology annotation, cellular component: membrane; plasma membrane. NCBI's taxonomy places the organism in Eukaryota, Metazoa, Chordata, Mammalia, Primates, Hominidae. The record is from RefSeq and is marked validated. Gene Ontology annotation, biological process: detection of chemical stimulus involved in sensory perception of smell; G protein-coupled receptor signaling pathway. The coding region runs from base 705 to 1649 and encodes 314 amino acids. The transcript is spliced from 5 exons. Gene Ontology annotation, molecular function: olfactory receptor activity; G protein-coupled receptor activity.
AAUUAGAAAUAUCAGUUAUAUUACUCAGGUUUUGAAUGGAAUGUCAUAUUUGAAAAUGACAUUCAUAGAAUCAGAUAUGAUCAGACAGUUUUAAGGAACUAUGCUGACUUUAUGAGGUCAAGGCUUACAAAAUCCUCUUGAAAAAAUUAGCCUGGUACCUGGCUUAUAGCAUGCUUAGCCUUACAGUGAGUAUAGAAGGUCACUUUCCGGUACUCUCAGGAACCAUAGGAUAUUUUGGAGACCUCAAGAAGAGAGGCAGUCAUUCAAUUCUGUUUUAAGCCCUGGAGACCCAGCUCUUCACUCUCACCUCAGAUCUGAGACGUGAUGCCACACCUUUUCCUCCAGCUGCCAUGACAAAAUACUACAGAUGGGGUAGCUUAAACACGUCGUCUGUGAGUGGGUGUUUCUCACGAUUCUGGAGGCUGCACAUCUGAGAUCAAGACGUCAGCUGCCUUGGUUUCCUCUGAAUCUUCUCCUCGGGCUGCAGAUGGACACUGUCUUGCUGCCUCUUCCUCUGGUCGUCUCUGUGCAUGCGUGCCCCCAGGGUCUCUGCGUGCCCUAAUCCCUGUUCUAAUAAGGCAUCAAUGCCUUUUAUCAGUUUAAGAGGUUACCUUCAAUACCAGGUUACUGAGGAUUUUUGUCACAAAUUUCUUCAAAUCUUUCAAAUCAGUUUUCUGAUAAUGAGGCACUGAAGAGAAUCUAGUAUGGCCAAUGUCACCUUGGUGACAGGAUUUCUUCUUAUGGGGUUUUCUAAUAUCCAGAAGCUGCGGAUUUUAUAUGGUGUGCUCUUCCUACUGAUUUACCUGGCAGCCCUAAUGAGUAACCUUCUCAUCAUUACUCUCAUUACCCUGGACGUAAAGCUCCAAACACCCAUGUACUUCUUCCUGAAGAACUUAUCCUUUUUGGAUGUCUUCCUGGUGUCUGUUCCAAUCCCAAAAUUCAUUGUCAACAACCUAACCCACAACAAUUCCAUUUCCAUUCUAGGAUGUGCCUUCCAGCUACUUUUAAUGACUUCCUUCUCAGCAGGAGAGAUAUUUAUCCUCACUGCCAUGUCCUAUGACCGCUAUGUAGCCAUCUGCUGUCCCCUGAACUACGAGGUAAUCAUGAAUACUGGAGUCUGUGUGUUAAUGGCAAGUGUUUCCUGGGCCAUUGGAGGGCUCUUUGGUACUGCGUACACAGCUGGCACAUUUUCCAUGCCUUUCUGUGGCUCCAGUGUGAUUCCACAGUUUUUCUGUGAUGUUCCUUCAUUACUAAGGAUUUCCUGUUCUGAAACACUAAUGGUAAUUUAUGCAGGUAUUGGAGUUGGUGCAUGUUUAAGCAUUUCUUGUUUCAUCUGUAUUGUGAUCUCUUACAUUUAUAUCUUCUCCACUGUACUGAAGAUCCCUACCACUAAAGGUCAGUCCAAAGCUUUUUCCACAUGCUUCCCCCAUCUCACUGUUUUCACUGUUUUUAUCAUAACUGCUUAUUUUGUUUAUCUUAAGCCACCUUCAAAUUCACCAUCUGUUAUUGACAGGCUGCUUUCUGUGAUCUACACUGUGAUGCCUCCAGUAUUUAACCCUGUAACCUACAGCCUGCGGAACAAUGACAUGAAAUGUGCUCUGAUAAGGUUGCUGCAGAAAACAUAUGGUCAGGAGGCUUACUUCAUUUAACACUUUCAAGUUCUGUCAGUGAUACAGUGCCUUACAGAUCACAAGAAACUUUCCUUAUUUGUAACUUUGGAAAGACCUGAGAAAAGAAAGCAAUAUACUCAAAUUAUUUUUUCCCUGAAGAAAUAAAUACUCAAGAGCCUAA